Tachyglossus aculeatus (Australian echidna) is the source of this 1313-nucleotide messenger RNA. It is a transcript of the gene IGSF6, whose product is annotated as immunoglobulin superfamily member 6. Lineage: Eukaryota; Metazoa; Chordata; Mammalia; Monotremata; Tachyglossidae. The transcript is spliced from 6 exons. The record is from RefSeq and is a predicted model, not a curated record. The coding region runs from base 1 to 729 and encodes 242 amino acids.
AUGGACACCAUGAACCACGUUAAGAUCAUUCUUGCUCUGAAAAUCAACCUCAUUUUAUCUAAUAUUGGUUCGACAAAAGCCUGUCAAGUUACUGUUAGACAGCCCUCCCUCGUAGAAGUGGAUUACACAUGUCAGGAAGUAACCAUACAGUGCCAUUUCUCUGCUUCUGGAUGCCCCAAUUCCCCACCCGAGGUUCUGUGGUUUCGCCAACACACUCACCAACCUGACAAUUUGUGCCCAAAUAAAUGUCCAAGAGACAUGGGAAAAUUUACAUUGACUGGUUUAACAACCUCAAAUGACGCUUCCCUCACUGUUAAAGCAGUGAGUUUAAAUGACAGUGCAAUUUAUUUCUGUGGAAUAGCAUUUCUAGCAUCAGACAAACCAGGAUCUAAGCAAACUGGAGGAGGAACAAUGCUGGUGGUAAGAGGGACUAAGCUUCUCGACGAUAAAGAACAUAAGCUCCUAAUAGCCCUAUCAUCACUGCUGUCUUUAUAUAUCAUUGCCCUAUUUGCAACCUUCAUAAUCCUCUACAGAUCAAAAUUCAAAAUAUUGAGAAAAACAGGAAUGAAUGAAGAGCCACAACAGAUGAACAAAAAGAGUGGUCGCCGUAUUUUUCAGGAAAUUGCACGUGAAUUACACCUUAAGAGAUAUGUGGAAACAAAUCCUGAGUCUGUGAGGGAAGACAUCAUCUAUGAAAACAGAAGAGUGCAUUCCAACCUAAAAUAUUAAUAUGUAACUAAGCCAUUAAAAUCUAGGACCUAGAAGUAAUGCUACUGGUCAAAAUAUAUUUAAUAUGACCACAAUAGUUAGGGCAUCUGGGAAUACAGCAACUGACCACACCAAAAUACAAAAUGUCAAUUUGCUAAUUAAAACAGAGGGCGUGAAGGUUGGGAAAGAAUACAAAAUGCAGCAAGUAGCAAUUAUUGAAAAAUGCCUUAGACCAACCCAAAGCAAUUGGAAAAACACUUACUUUCUUCCCUUAAAAUCUGCUACCGCUUCAUGGAAAAUUCCAGGUUUUCUAUUUGCAGAAAAUUCCACUUAAAAUUACAUUUCCUGAGUUCCUCUUCUGCAAAAUACUGCAUUCAUGAGAACUGCUAGACUGGGCGCAAAGUGAGGCCAUCUUUCCCUCUCCCUGGACCAAAACCCUGGACCAAAUAGCAAGAUUUUCCAUCUGUGAGCCUCAACGCUGCACUACAACUAGCUACCUUCCUGGGUGGUGAAGGUGAAGAGGAGAGGGGGCUUGGUACCCACUGCCUACGUAAAUCCUUGGUCUCUCCGGAGGAUGAGACAGACACAAGGUUUGAGCAUGACUU